AGGUGGACAAAUAAACUUCAUCUUAACAGCACCGGAUAACGACCGGCUCCACGGCACUAACAAAAUUAGACAUCGUUACGUUUUUUAAAAAACGUUUCUCUUUGCUUUCUUGUAAUUUGGGAUUCGUGAUGAAUUACCCGAAUACGCAUGCGCACUACGUCUUGUAAGCGAUGGCGACAUUCCUGUUUUUUAUGUGAGGAACAGGGUUGGAUGGAAAGUUAUCUCGAUAAAACCGAGCGUUAGGACAGACAUUAUCGAUAUUGUGCAUCGUCACAGUCGCUCGCUAGCUACUUCGGUCGUUUUAAGGUGUUGUUAACGCGAGCCAGCGUUGUUCAUGAGAGGACAGCAUACUAUCUUGCUAACUGUUAGCUAGGGUAGCUUACGCUACUAUGUCACACUUUGCCUUCUCUUGUGUUUGUCUGGGUAGCUAGCAAAUUAUCAGCCUGAAGGUUCUGCAGAAAGUUGCUGGUCAUCCAAGCUUGCUGACGUUGAACAUUUCGGGGAAGAGCUGCAUAAGACUCAUCAGUGUGCAUCGGCUUUCUGAGCGAGACUGCUGCUGUGCCAACUGACUGGCAGUACCUCUUCAGUGGUGUGAAUGAGGGAGACAUGGCAGACCACACGACACCUCUGGAGUCUGGCCAGCUUCUCAGCCCUGAACUCCCAAUCCUGACCUCACCACCACCCCCAGCCAUGGUCAAUGGGGAGGGCCCCCAGCAGGUAAUCCUGGUGCAGGUAAACCCAGGUGAGGCCUUCACUAUUCGACGAGAGGAUGGUCAGUUUCAGUAUAUCACAGGUCCUGCUCAGGUUCCCAUGAUGUCUCCAAAUGGUUCAGUGCCUCCAAUCUAUGUGCCUCCUGGAUACAUUUCACAGAUCAUAGAAGAGAAUGGAGUGCGGCGGGUUCUGGUUUUACCUCAGCAACCAGAGUUCCACCCAGGGGGACACUCCCCUCUCCACCAUCCUCCUCCUCCACCCCAUGCCCACAUACCUGCCUUCAUCCCACACCCUGCCAUGAUGCCCCCUCCACAUCACCUGUACACAGGCAUGCCAGGGGGCGUGGGUGACAUGAGCUCCCAGUACAUCUCGCAGUACCAUCCAGCUCAUAUUUACUCGGAGCAGGUCUCUGCAGAUUCUCACUCCCAACAUGGACGUACGGCGUUGGUUCACAGAGAUGACAGAACUAGCAAAACGCAUGAACGUCUGCAGAAGAAACUUAAGGAGCGUCAAGGAGGUGGAGGAGGAGGGCAGGUGAAGGACAGCCCUCCCUCGUCGCCACAGAAGUCCUGCAGCAGUCCCCCUGCGGUGGACAUUCAUAACGGUAUUGGAGGGAAAGGGCCGGAGGCAGAGCAGGGGCAACUUAGGCAUACAGUGUCCUCUCCUGGCAAGCAGACAGGCAAGCGAAAAAUCAGAGAGUCAGCAGAGCUCGACAAGGAGGCUCAGGCCUUACAGGCGCUCUUGAGCACCAUCAAUAAACCAGCGGUGUCAGACAUCGAGGCCAGAGGAGCAACAGUGAGCUGGAGUGCACCCACCAAGCCAGAAAGUGAGAAUGACCGCAAGGAGGAUGACUCCAGCUUCCCGGAGCCUCUCUGCUACGAGGUCUCCAUCUCAAUUAGCGGUAAAGAUGGGAAGUACCAGAGCAUGUACUGCGGGGAAGAACUAAGUGCAACUUUAGAACACCUUCGGCCAGCAACAGACUACCACGUCAGGGUCCAGGCAAUGUGUAACUGUUUACAGGGAAGCCCAUCAGAAGCUGUGAGCUUCACCACUUUAAGCUGUGAGCCAGAUCCUCCCAAUCCUCCCAAGAAGAUCAGUGGGACCAAGAACUCACUUUUACUUCAGUGGAAGGCUCCAUGUGACAAUGGUUCCAAAAUUCAAAGCUACCAACUCCAGUGGGACGAGGGGAAGGGCACUGGUGCUUAUGAACAGUGCUACUAUGGAUCCCUGAAGCAGUACAAAGUGACCAAGCUUUCUCCAGCAUCGAGAUACUCUUUCCGCCUUGCAGCCAAAAAUGACAUGGGUGUAAGCGAGUUCAGUGAAGUGGUGGACCUGUUCACCUCAUGCAGUGUGCCAUUGCCACCCUUCCCUCCAGAGCUGGAGAUGGCGGGGGUGACCUGGCUGUGUCUGAAGUGGCAGAGGCCUGCUAGCUCUCCAAAGGAGGAUGACAUCUUCUAUAAUUUGGAGAUGGAGGAGGAAGGCUCGGGGUAUGGCUUCCAGACGAGCUACAAUGGUGAAGAGCUCUCCUGCACUGUUAGGAAUCUCCACAGGAGCACCAAGUACAAGUUCAGGGUGGCGGCAUACAACUCGGAGGGCAAGAGCAACCCAAGCCAGGUGGUCGAAUUCAUCACAAAACCAGACAUACCUGGAUGUCCCUGCAAGCCUGUCCUCAGAGGAAGAGUCCUGCCCAGCAGCUUCAAAAUGGCCUGGGACCCCCCUAAAGAUGAUGGUGGUGCAGAAAUCACAAAGUACGUCGUGGAGCUGUCUGAGGGCAUCAGUGGCUCAUCGUGGGGGCAGGUGUACUCAGGGCCAGCUCUGGAACAUGUGUGUGAGGGCUUGAAGCCCGGCUGCUCCUACCAGACGCGAGUUUACUGCAUGAGCGAGGGGGGGCAGAGCCCGCUGUCAGAGACCCUGCAGGUCCAGACUCCCGCAGUGCCCCCGGGGCAAUGCCAGCCCCCUCGGCUGGUGGGCAAGCCCAAAGCCAGGGAGGUGCAACUGCGCUGGGGUCCGCCUCAGGUAGACGGAGGAAGCCCAGUGACGUGCUACAGUGUAGAAUUGAGCGGGCCACAGUCUGAGGAAAGCAGGGAGGUUUACCAGGGUCCAGACCUGGACUGCUCUGUGGGAGGGUUAUUACCUGGUAAAACCUACAGCAUCCGGCUCAAGGCAGCAAACAAGGCUGGGUUCGGGCCUCUUUCGGAGCGCUUUGAGGUUACGACUGGCCCUGGGGCCCCCGAGCAGUGCAAGGCUCCCUCCACCACGUGCAAAUCCCCCAGCUGUGUUGUUGUGACCUGGGAGGCGCCUCCUUGCAAUGGAGCUCCGGUGACUGAGUUUCGUCUGGAGUGGGGAGCAGCUGAGGGCAGCAUGCAGAUUUGUUAUAGCGGACCGGGAGUCAGCCAUGAAAUGAAAGGCCUGCUGCCUGCAACCAACUACUUCUGCCGGGUGCAAGCUGUGAACGUGGCUGGCGUGGGUCCCUUCAGCGAGGCGGUGUUGUGCCUGACGCCCUGCAGCGUGCCUGCAGCUGUCAGCAACAUAUAUGUGCUGACACAGUCUGAGCUGCAAAGUUACGAUACUCCGGUGGAUGCAGAUGAUGAAGAUGAGGAGGAGAGUGAAUCCCAGCCAUCACCGGUCUACUCGCCUUCCACCUGCUUGGGUAUUUACUGGGAUCCGCCAUGUGAUCACGGCUCUGAGAUCACUUCCUACCUGAUUGACAUCGGAGAGCGACAGCCCAUCACUGUCGGUCCUGUCACCAAACACAUCAUCCAAAAUCUGCAGCCUGACACCAGCUACAGGAUCCGAAUCCAAGCCCUUAAUAGCCUGGGAGCAGCCCCCUUUAGUCACACCUUUAAGCUGAAGACAAAGCCCCUGCCCCCGCAGCCCCCCCGCCUGGAGUGCACCGCCUUCAGCCACCAGACCCUCAGGCUCAAGUGGGGCGACGGCCCAGCCAAAGCCACCUCAGAUGCCCUUCAGUAUCAGCUGCAGAUGGGGGACAAGAACGGCAGAUUUAUAUCCUUGUAUAAAGGACCAUGUCACACACACAAAGUCCAGAGGCUUAAUGAGUCUACCUCUUACACGUUCCGCAUCCAGGCCUUUAAUGAGGCGGGCGAAGGGCCCUUCUCCAAUGUUUACACAUUCACUACCCCACGUUCUCCUCCAGCUCCUCUGAAAGCCCCUAAAGUGGAGCGUCUGGAUGACAACUCCUGCGAAGUCACGUGGGAGGCCCUACCACCUAUGAAGGGGGACCCAGUAAUCUACAGCCUGCAGUGUAUGACAGGAAAUUCAGAUUUUAAACAGGCUUACAGAGGCUCUGCCACGUCCUUCAGCGUUCAGAACCUGCAGGCCAGCAGCGACUAUCGUUUCCGAGUAUGCGCCGUCAGGCAGUGCCAGGACGCCCCGGAGCUGAGCGGUCCCUACAGCCCUACGGUGACGCUCUCCUCCCAGCGGAAUGAUGCAGCGCUGGCCGCCAGCGUGGCCGGCUCGGCGUCCAGGACCGGCACGGAGUGCAGCCGAGCCAGACAGAGCCUGAGCGACGAGCAGUGCGCUUUCCUCCUCCUCAUGGUUUUCGCCGUCAUCGCCAUCCUCAUCGCUUUUGUCAUCCAGUACUUUGUCAUUAAAUGAGCAGUCUGCGCCCCUGCCCCCACCCCCCCAGCUUCAGGGUUAUAGCUUUACUCUCCCUCGCCCCUCUGUCUCUCUGUUGUUUUGUAUUCUUUGUUUUGUACUUCCUGUUCUCCGGUUUCAACAGAGUAAUUGCAUUAGCCGAACUGGGGUGCAGCAGGAGGGCGGGCGAGUGGGAGCUAAAUGGAAGUUAUAAAUUGAGGAUGUAACAUCUCAUUUGGCACUUGUGAUACCUUCCUGACUCUCCUGCCUUUGUCACCCCGCUCCAAGUUUGUGAUAUCUGUUGAGUGCAGAUCCCUAAUCCAUCGUGAUUAGCUUCCUGUGCAGAAAGAAACGGGAUAGGGUUUACUUUGGGGAGGGCCAGAGAGAAGCGGCACGUAUAUAACAUGUAUAGAAAUAGUCAUUAUUUAUAUUUCCAUUUACAUGUCCAGUAUGAAACUCUUUUUUGAUAGAUGUGUUCCAAAAAAUAGUAUGUAGGUGUGUAAACCUAUGUGCUGUUCGAUCCCCGGGACCUGGUGGGCCAGUGUUUGCACAGUGAGGUGUGUCCAGAUGUGUUUAUUGUAUGUAGUUUGUGCCACCGCGGUACACGGCUGGGAGGGCCUCAGGGCCACAUGAAGGGACUUAAACCCCACACACACACACACACACACACACACACACACACACACACACACACACACUCUGGAGUUUGUUCGAGAGGUUUAGUGAGAGGAGAAGCUGAAGAGAUGAUAACCUUGUUCACAUUAUAGAACGUUCAUUUAGCACUUUCCGACCUUUUUGAUGUUGAGAAUGUUUGAGGAUGCAAAAAUGACUGGAGAAAUGUUAGUAUAUUUUUGUACAGUGAAGACGCAAGGAUCUGUAAGUUUGAGGAGAAAAAAAAACUCAGUAUAAAGUUAGAAAACAAAAAACCAAACUAACAGCGAAUUCUAAUUAUUUUUACUAUCAUAUAGUUAUACUGUAGCUUGUUUUUACAAUCAUGCAGCUGCUUUACUCUGAAAUAUUGUUGUUCAGCACAAAAAAUGUAUGCUUUCCUGUAUGUUCUGUUUUAUUUCGUCCCCCGCCCCUCGGUAAUUGAUUUUUGCACCUUUAGUGAAAGAAAACUUUGACUGACUGCGUCUUGGUCUUGUGAUGCAUUUUAUAGAAUACACCUUGAGAUUGUGCAAGCCCUACAUGUGUUUUUGGGUGUUUUUAAAAGUUGUAGAGUCACGUGUCACUGAAACAGCUUAUCAGCAAAAAAUUAAAAAAGAAUAAAAAAUUACAAAAAAAAAAAAAAAAUGGAGGGGAAAUAGCACGAGUUGUUUCAGAGGCCUUAAUUAGAAAGGAAACAAAUUUCGGGUGAAUUUUUUUUCCUUAAUUUCUCUUCAGUUCUGAUGGUUUUCCUUUAGUGAUAGGAAACACUACAAAUGUGUUUUUAUUUUACUUUUUUGCUAAAUUCAUUUCGUGUUAGUAAACAUGCGUAAUCAUGAGUAAUUUCUGAGAAACGGAAAGUAGUUCCAUGUAUAAAAAUCUUUAUUUUGGUUUCUUUUGUCAAGUCAUACAUGUGUGAAGUAUAUUUUUUUAUGAUAUUGAAGUAAUAUAAGUUAAUACUCUCCAGAACAUAAAAGGAAAAAAUCCUGAGUAGUCACGAAUCAUCGAAAGCAGAAACAAAAUGUGUUUAUCAUGCACUUCCUGUGAAUCGAAAUUUGCCUUUUCUCUGUGUGUUAAGUAUUUGUAACAGAUUGCGAGGCUGAGUGUUCAGUCGUGAUCUGGCUGUAGAGUCUAGUGUUGUUUGGUUUGGGGGCCGAUAACUGCUGUCGCAACUGUAAAAACGAAACGCAGGUACCUUGCAAAACGUCCUGGAUAAUUACAUGAUUUGGUCCUUCAGACAUUCUGCAAAUGUCUCCUCUUGUCAUUUAAAAAAAAAAAAAAUUCAAAAUCCUAUUUUUGAUAGCGAUUGCAAAGUGUGCCAUUUUAACACCUCUUCACCCGGGGGCUUGCUACCUUUGGCUGGGGAGAGUAACAAAAUGAUACAAAAAUGAGUAAAAUAUGCACAAACAGACCAUUUUUAUGUAAUUUUAAUGUUUGCAGUUACCUCAUACACCGUACAUUCCAAAAUGAAAAUUUGUUAUACUAUACAUACUACCAGACAUAUCACUUUACAAUGUUCAUUAUGGGAAAAAAUGUAUAAUCAUAAAUAUGUAUCUAAAGUGUAUCUGUAUAGUCAUGAUAUCUAAAACGGAUCCGUGCACAAUAAAAAGUUUAUAAUUCUU
Molecule: messenger RNA, 6572 nt
Organism: Archocentrus centrarchus (flier cichlid)
Lineage: Eukaryota; Metazoa; Chordata; Actinopteri; Cichliformes; Cichlidae
Gene: fndc3a
Product: fibronectin type III domain containing 3A
Exons: 26
Coding region: 607-4326 (1239 amino acids)
Molecular function (GO): protein binding
Source: RefSeq, a predicted model, not a curated record